Molecule: messenger RNA, 2691 nt
Organism: Colletotrichum graminicola M1.001
Lineage: Eukaryota; Fungi; Ascomycota; Sordariomycetes; Glomerellales; Glomerellaceae
Exons: 4
Coding region: 1-2691 (896 amino acids)
Biological process (GO): DNA-templated transcription; regulation of DNA-templated transcription
Molecular function (GO): zinc ion binding; DNA-binding transcription factor activity, RNA polymerase II-specific; DNA binding
Source: RefSeq, a predicted model, not a curated record
AUGCCGGUUCGCCCACCAAAGCGACCGGCGGAAGCUGGCGAUCCUGCUGCCACUUCCGAUGGCGACUCCGCUCCCCCAGCUGGCGCCAAGGUGAAGCUGCCGCGCCUCGAGAAAGGUGCCCCGGAAGAUUUCUCAUCCGUCGUCAAGACUCGCCUGUCGUCCUACACGAGGACCGGACAGGCCUGCGACAGAUGCAAGGUCAGGAAGAUACGAUGCGAUGCCCUACCCGAAGGAUGCUCCCACUGCAUCAAUCAGAAUCUCGAAUGCUUCGUCACCGAUCGCGUCACCGGCCGAACCGAACGAAGAGGCUACCUUCAGGAGCUCGAAAGGGAGAAGACGGACAUGAUGAGCCAUAUCCGCGAACUCGAGAAGCUCCUCGAGAACAAUGGCAUCGAGGUCAAGCCUUACAAUUGGUCCCCCUACGGCACAAACUACCCGCCUCCUGGCGUCACCUACGAUCACAUGGGCAACCCCAUCCAAGACCCUGCCGAGAAGGAUGCUUGGACCAAGAUCGGCUCCGUCUGGGUCAGGAAUUACAGCUACAAGCCCGCCAGCAGUCGGUCGUUCCCACGCUCGACCCUUGAGUCGCGUCCCAUUCACAACCACCUCGGCGUUGGCUCCGCCGAUACCGCCCCUCUCAGCUCCAUUAAGGGUACCCAGCUCUCCAUCCUCGGAACAACAUUCGACGUUACAUCAUUUGACGCUCCCGACAUGGACGAGCCUGUGCCCGAUACCAAAGUCUCGCAACCUCUGUACAACAAAUCUUUCCAGUCGUUCCUCCAGUCAUGCAUGAACAUUAAUCCUCCCCUUAACAUUGAGCUCCCUUCGAGAAGCGACGCCUUCACCUACUCGGAAUGGUACUUCCUCAUGAUAUGGCCCUUUCUCCCCGUUCUCCAUAAGCCUACUUUCAUGAACAUAUUGACUCGCAUGUACGAUGAACCUGGCUUCGAGCCGAGCAUUCCUGACCAGGUCAUGGUGCACAUGGUCUUCGCUACAAUCUACUUCCAGUACGGUGUGCGGAAUUGGGAACAGCAAGAGACGCGUUCACAGCUUAACGAACUAUCCAACAAGCACUACCACUGGUCUUUAAGCAAGAUGUUCGACUUGGCCACCUCACAAUCCGUAGCGGCCGUCCAGGCCAUGGCCCUGAUUUGCGCACAUAGCCGUAGCUUCCCUAAGCCAGGGUGCGGCUCUAUGAUGGUUAACUUUGCCUUCCACCGCGCCAUCGACUUGAACAUGCACCGUGCCAUGAAGGGACCGGGCGAGACGACAAAUUUGGACAACGAGAUCCGGAAGCGCACAUGGUGGACCAUCCUCCUUGUCUAUGUCACUCUGAACGGGCGUCUUGGGAAGCCAAUGCCCAUCACGGUCGAGGAGUACGACGUCGAUUUUCCAGAACCGGUCCCCGACGAGGCCCUUACGCCAGAUGGUGUAGACCCGUCCGUCAAAACACCCUGUACGUACCACGUGGGACUGGCUGGAUUCAGGAUUUUGCCUCUUUUCAUGGAGAUGUACUCCAACAUAUACAGCGUGAGACGCGAUCCGAAGAACUACGUUGACGUGGUCAACUCCCUCGAGGAACAGCUGCAGCUGUGGAAGGAUAGCCUGCCUGAAUCUCUGCAGAUCAGCCCUGGCCAGACGGAGCACGAAGGCCGGAUGUAUGCUUUAUUUAUCCAGAUGUACGCCCUCGAAUUCCGUCUCUGCCUGCGUCACCCGUCUGUGGCCAUGACUAGCGACCGCAAGAUGCUUCUCGAGAACGCCCGCAUUUGCGAGGAAACCGCCGCGCAUAUGUUGAAUGUCGUCAAAAGCCUGCUCAAGUUGAAGUGCCUGGACACGACAUGGUAUCAGAUGGCCGUCUAUGGUGCUGCCAUCUUCACCACCUUGGUUGCCCACUGGGAGCGGAGGUUCGAGGCAACUCCCAGUCAGAUCGCCAUCCUUCGCGAUGAGAUGAAGGACUGGAUGGAGAUCAUCAACGCGACGGCUUCGCUAUUAGGGACUGGUUCUCGAAUCAGUAACGAAAUAAACGUCAUCAUUGAGAGGACCAUCACUUGGAUCGAGCACGACCAAAAGCAAAAGGAUCCAUCGAUCCCUCCUAUGAUCAAGCCUGACCCGGCAGAAUCAUCACCUUUCCAACUCACAUCACAACCGCCGACAACGCAAACGCUGGCUGCCAGUGCCGCCGAGACGGCUGCCAAGGCCUUCUAUUCGGAUUCUGUGGCCCAAAACGGAACAACUCCCUACCCGUCCUUGGCCUACGCCGAGCAACCAGCCAAUAAUAGCAGCGUAUCAUCGACGGCUGGCUUCGAAGCAAACAAUGGUUAUUCAUACACGCCUACAGGACAAUCAACGAGCGUGGCGGACGACAACUCGGCCGAGACCAACCCCUUGAUCGCAUUCGCAUCUCAAGCCACCCAACACGUUGCGGACCCUGCUAGCUCUGCGGCGGCGGCCGAGCUUCUUUGGAGACAAUCGGCAUCACAAGGGAACACCUGGCAUGACUGGACAGCAGCCAUGGCCGACAGUCAGGACAGAUACAGCGCCAAUGCCCUGCUGACCUUGGGUGGCGCAGCUCGAGACCCUGGCGCAGUGACGGAGAUGACGACUGUGGCCGACAUGACUACUGUAUCAGCCCCCGUCGGCCAGUGGCCCCUCAUCAUUUUUGACUCUGCAGCAGUGCCUGGUAGCCAGUAA